This is a messenger RNA of Orbilia oligospora ATCC 24927, 6900 nucleotides long. RefSeq lists its product as uncharacterized. The transcript has 6 exons. Gene Ontology annotation, molecular function: phosphatidylinositol-3-phosphate binding. Bases 1 to 6900 code for a protein of 2299 amino acids. Gene Ontology annotation, biological process: reticulophagy; piecemeal microautophagy of the nucleus; autophagosome assembly. The record is from RefSeq and is a predicted model, not a curated record. Gene Ontology annotation, cellular component: extrinsic component of membrane; phagophore assembly site. NCBI's taxonomy places the organism in Eukaryota, Fungi, Ascomycota, Orbiliomycetes, Orbiliales, Orbiliaceae.
AUGAAGAACUUAGGUCUUAAUGUUGCAAAACUCUCAGCCACACUAAAUCUACCUCCAAACUUACGCUUGCACGACGCUCGGGUGUCGACCUUACAUAUCCGCAUCCCAACAGAUUUCCACAGAACCCCGGUUAGGGUGUCUAUAUCUACUGUGAUAGUCGACGGGGAGCUAAUUAAUGAUAUUGAAGCCGAGAACUCCGCCUGCGGACUUAAAUCGGAUGGGUCCUCAGCGCAAGAUGUAAUGCAAGACCCUGAUUUUGGAGACAGGUUCAAAAUACCUUCUGGGAUUGACCUCACAUCGUCCUUUCUACAAGAGCGCCCAGCCGAGGCCAAAGAAGUGGAUGCUGUUCUCCAGUCCAAAUUUGAGAGUCGUGAGGCAAUAGGAGAAAAUGAUUCUGAAGAAGAAGAGCCGGCAGAGGACUCGGGACUUGGCAUGCCCUUGAGCUUCUGGAACUUUGUUCCUUCAUUUUUCCAGAGGCUCGUAGAUAGGGUAGAAAUAGUAGUCGAGGAUAUUUCUCUCAGGAUCAAAAUUUUGUGUCCACCAGAGCCCAGGGGCCUCGACGUCAAUUAUUUGACUGUUACAUUUAGUAUUGACUCGAUCGAAAUCGAGGGCGUCGCCGCGAGUACUGAUGACAAGAAACGAAACACACCUGCCUCACGGACGGCAAAGUCUGGCAUGCGAGCUAUUAGAAUUGACGGGAUUGCUUUGUUGCUUUCUGGAUACCCCGGCUUUUUUGAAGACCUUUCAUCUUCUCGCCCUCCAAACCUGGGAGAUACGGAUACUGUAGCGUCAGGUAGUACGGUGUUGCCAUCUGUUGCUAUCCCGGCUAGAUCUGUGGCCGUGAAGAACCCAGAUGUUGAAGGAUCACAAGGAAUAGAUCUAUCUGAAUCGCUCCCUCUUGGUGUUCGAAGCCCGGAAGCCAUUCAUCAACACGCCGGAGGUUCUGAGGACCCCAGAGUAGCCACUCAUUCAUUCUUUGCACAGAUGCAGGAACCUGACCGAGGUCAUACCCAGUCACCCCCCUCGCCUCCCAUGGACACUUCUGAGAACAUGUCAUUUUCCCCAAUCUCGUCGUUUCAUGGGUCAAUAGGACCUGAAGAAAUUGCCUCUGGAACCAUAUCCCACAGUUUUUUCAACCCAGAAAACAAUACUGGUUUAUCCCAAUCAGGCCGAAGCCCGGUUGCAUAUAAUCCAGAGGCAAUAUACGGCCGGGAUUAUCAGCAGAAUAUUGAAUCACUUCAAGGAAACACGACCUCUCAUGAGUGUGGAGACAAUUCAGAUUCUGAUAGCUUAGAGGGCGAACCACGGCACUUUGAUUUGUUCCAAGAACCAAAUACUAAGUUCCUCGGCGUCACUGCCACCAUUCCGCCACGGUCAGCCAGCUUAAGUCCAGACUCACGAAUCUGUUCUCGUUCUCCGGAAACGAGUUCAUAUGGACGGCCGUACUCACGCAUCGCUGAGCCAGCUCCCCGACCGGCACCAACAAUGACAAUCUCUCAGACUUUAACAAAUUUAGAACUAGUCAAUGCAAGCUCAGAGCUAAACGAACAGUACACUUAUUAUGAGGAACCCUUGGACCCAAUCGAAUAUUCUAAUCCCGACCUGUUAUAUCUCUCACGAUCCAUGCAUUCUGCUGCAUCAUCGACUAGCAAUGAUGAAACUCAACACUCGGCAGACCACGAAUCACUAGAGGCUAGUAAAGCAAUCGGUGAUAUCUCUCUAUCACAUGUGGAGCCAAGAGUAAUAUAUGCUUCCAGCGAUAAAGGAGGGCCCUCAGAGAGUGACAGUGUCUACGAGAGUUAUCCACCUAGCGAAGCGGAUGACGCCCCCAUUUCCGUCCAAACAAGUCCACAAGAUAAUAUGGACUCCUCUCAUCCAUUACAGGAGUCAGAGGAUGAGGCGACUACCCAAGUGGCAGGCCCCUCGGAUUCCUGCUCCCACCGCCCUAGCCCGGACACAUGCAUUCAAGUUCAAACCAGGGCCGAUGGCGACCAGCAAAAAAUCCCAAGAGAUACAGCCGUCUUAAUUCAAAACCGAAUCCCGUCGCCUUUGGUUUCUUCCCAGAUCUUAACCUCGUCAAUAGAGGAGGCGGGCCCCCAAACGCUAGGUGCCGAGGAAUCGGGCUCGGAAGAAUCAGAGUCCGCGUUAGCAGAGAGCAUGAUAUUCACCCACGAAGAAGCUGGGAGCCUCUAUCUAUCUGCGCUCGGUGGAUCGCAAUCAUUUGAUCCGUCUCUUCCAGCCUUGGUUGAACGAAACGAAACGCCUUCUUCGACUCCACUUCUAGGCUUGAGUAUACCAAGACUGAAGAUUCAAAAGCGUCUUUUUCAAAUCGAUUAUAUAGAUAUAUUCGUCCCCGGGAUUGCGCAAUCAACUAGGAGUGCUACGGAGGACCAAGAAUCGGAAUCUAUACCUACUUUUGACUCUAUGUCCGAAAGUACAUACCCUACUAUGCCCGGCGCAUUUUCGGUUUAUGCGGCUGGCAGAUCAGAAAGAAGAAAAACAAGCAAUUCACUGUUAGCAUCACAUUCAACUCGCCUAAACCCCAAGUCUAGUGUUUCAUUCAAGUUAAUGGAGGAAGCUCCCCCCAUCCCACACCGCCAGCGCCCACCAUCCAACCCGCGAGAAUCUCCGCCAGGGGAUUGCAUAGAGUUGGAAAUCGGGAACAUCAAUAUUUCAAUCGAUCUAAUAGUCGGGAGAAAUAUUGUUUCCAUUCUUUCCACAACAGGGAUUAUCGGAAGAACUAGGGACUUUCGUGAGGUCCCGGAACCGGUCAAGAUUGAUAGUACAGUCAAAGAUAGAACAUCAGUUCUCGCUUUGUCUGUGGCAUCUUUGGAUAUUGCUUUGGUGGAUCGAAUGACUGAGUUCAUAGCACCGCAAGGGUGCAGUCAAUUUGACUCGGGAGAACCUGACCUCUGGACACACCAGCAUUCAAAAACCGACUCGGAUUCCUUCAACCACUUAAAUAUCUUGGUAGUCUCUGUCAGAGAAGUUAAACUUGGGCAUCGUCUUACUAAAGAACAGGACGCAUCAGGAUUCUUUUCAGAAGUCUCGCUGGGUUCUUGUUCAGUCAAAAUAGGGGACCAGGAUGUUAUGAAAUUUAUUCCGAAUCAAAACAUCACAACCCCCGGAAAGCAAAAGGCUGCCGUUAUGGAGCCAUCCUUGAUUUUCCGCAUUGAAGACAACCAAAUGGGACGGCGUAUAUACUUUCGGAGUGCCGUUGUCAAUUUCUAUUUUCCGGUCCAGGAUCUCGAAGCGACCCUGGCUUAUUUUGGAGGAUUGGACCGGAUUCUCAAUACAACACCAGCUUCCAGUCUUUCCUCGAAGGGUCGAGCUUCGCAAAAGGCAAGUGGUAUGCACGCUACCGAGUCUCAAGAAAAAAACCCCGUCGAAAAACAAGUAUCCAUUACGGCAGAUAUAAGCGGAAUCAAUAUCGAAGUCUUCAUUUCUUCAGCUACUGGCGGAGUAGGAUUGUCAACUUCCCCCAUUAAAAUCACGACGAAAGAAACUGGAGGCUUAGCUGCUAGACUAAGCCAGCUCGCAAUUUUUGGUCCAAAUAUCGGCGAAGGCAGUCACUUCGGAUCGGCGGCCUCGGUCCUCGAAUCCAAUUCGAUCAGCGUAACUUUUGAUAAUUCUCCUACUGAGGAGGACCUCGAACGGCUUCUCAAGAUGAUCAUGCCAUCCACGGAUGGCUACGAAGACGACGACGACAACGUCAUGGUUGAUAUACUGCUUCGCCAGCGUCGACGGGGUUCUGUCCUGAGAGUCGAUAUUGGCGAGACGAAGGGUAGUCUGUCUGACUUAGGGGAUAUCUCACGAUUUAGAGCGAUUGCGGAGGAACUCGCGAAGAUGGCUACAGUCGCGAAAUAUAUUCCCCAGGACGAGAGGCCGGGCAUGCUAACACUUAUAUCAGCGGGUAUUGUUUCAUUCACCGUUUUCCCAGAGAAUGAACCCGGUAGUUUUACCGUAGGAUCGAAAAACGCCGAUAUAUGCCAUGUCGCUGCUCCGUCGUUAUUCGCACUCAGUAUCGGAAGGGUGAAUUUGAUAAGGCAGCCCGGGAAGGCGAAUGAAGUCUGGGUUGGGGAAUCCCUCCCACACCCACUUGCAGUUUCUGACCAUAAACAUAAAACUCGAUCGAUGGUAAUGGUUCGCAUGAUUGGGGACGAACCAGAGCCAGAAUUAAAGAUCAAAAUCUGGAAUAUUCGUGUCGAAUACCACGCCAAAUCGUUAUUCGAACUUCUUUCUCUUACCACAAAAACUACACCGAAUGUCGCUGCCACAUCGAUGGUUAAUUCAAGCACAAACCCCACAAACAAGUGGCCGUCUAGUCAAUCCAUCAACCAUGAUUCAUCGCAGGAUAACAUUUUACCGUCAAACCAACCACCGCUACGUCUGAAUAUUGGGCUCAGGGGCGUCUCACUUGUUCUUAACCCCCUAGACAGCACAUCAAAGGCCCUAUUUAUUAUUCAUGAUGGUACUUUUGUCUGCGGACUAUCCAGCCAUCAACCACUUUCUGCCUCCCUAGUCCUUCUUAAGGCAAACCUCCUUGCAAUUGAUAACCGAAACAACUUGUCGAGCCCCCAUAUACAUUCACUAGAUAGUAGAAAACAAAAGCACCAGCCGCUGGAAGAGCUAUACUACUACACGUCACAAGGAUAUGUCUCAGUCCUCACAGCGACGUCUGCGAAGGUGAAUCUAAAUUUUGACAACAACGAUGUGGGAGGAGAGACGAGCGUGUUAGUAAAUGUGGAAGACACAUUUAUUUUUAUUGAAAGCUGUGCGGACUCCACACAAACAGUUAUCAGUAUUCUGAAUGGGAUGAAGCCCCCGCUUCCAGAAAGCGAGGAAAUAAAAUACAUGACGCAAAUCAUGCCGGUUGACGUUUUCGCUAACCUUGACGAGGAUGCUUUCAUGCCGGUUGAUGCUGCCUGUAUUGGUGGGCAGCCACGCAAUUUGAAAUCACUCGAGGAGAUACCUGAAGACCUGUUUGAAGACGAAAUCCCGUUUAACAGCCAACUAAUUGAAAGUUAUUCUCCAUAUUCCGACCCACCAAAUGCGGACCCGUCUUCCGUAUCUUCGCCAUCAACUACAUCCCGAUCGGCGUCCAAUUUCCACGAACAGGUCUGCGUCGUUGCUGAAGAGCCAUUGACUUUCGAUGAUCAAUAUAUCCAGGCUCCAUCUAAAAGGCCUCAAGGGGUCCAAAUAAAAGCAGUGCCUAGGAAGGUUGCAUUAAAGGUCUGCAUCAGAAAUACACAACUUAUUUGGAACCUCCAUGACGGGUAUGACUGGCAAAAGACAAGAGAUACGAUUUCAAAAGCUGUAAAGAAGGUUGAAGAACGCGCCUUUCGACGGCAUAGACGAAAUGCCGAUGCCCAACGAGGAUCAGAGGAGGAUGAGGAUGGGGACGAGGACGAGGACGGAGAUGAUGAGGAAAGCGAGACUUACGAUGUUCUUUUCAACUCGAUUUACAUAACUCUUCCGCACCACCGUGACCCAAAAGAUCUUUCUAAGGAUAUCCAGAACCAGAUCAAGGGGAACUACGAUCUACAGAGCGAAACAGGGAGCUAUACACCGACUGUGACAACGGUUGAUUCUCCUUACAACCAAGGGGCAAAAAACUCUCAAACCCGAAAACGGGAGCAAAAAUACCAAAGAUCGAAGCGUAAUGCGAUGCAAUUCGAACUCAAAGGUGUUGAUGUUGAUUUUACAAUGUUUGAGCCCGAUGGUUCGGAAAUCCAAACAUCACUAGAUUUAAGGAUCAAUGAAGUUCAGGUGACUGAAAACGUUAGAACAUCCACUUGGAGGAUGUUUUUGACUUACAUGCGGGAGGCUGGGGUCCGUGAACGUGGUCUCCCCAUGGCACAUAUCCAUGUUGAUACUCUCCGUCCAAUCCCUGAACUUGCGGCAACAGAGUUGUCUAUCAAGGUCAAAUUACUUCCUCUCCGACUCUAUGUUGACCAAGACGCCCUUGAGUUUCUUACACGCUUCUUCGAGUUCAAAGACCCAGAGACCCCAAGAUCAGGGGCCAAACAAGAGGAACCGUUCAUUCAACGCUGUGAAAUUGACACCGUUAGAGUGAAGUUGGAUUUCAAGCCGAAACGUGUUGACUAUGCGGGCCUUAGAUCUGGAAGAACUACUGAAUUCAUGAACUUCUUCAUCCUCGAAGAAGCCGAUAUGGAACUUCGCCAUGUCGCCUUGAACGGUGUCUCCGGGUUCGAAAGGCUAGGAAAGGAUCUCAAUAAUAUAUGGAUGCCAGAUAUCAAGCAGAAUCAAUUGGGCGGAGUUGUCGCUGGCGUGGCGCCGUUCCGCUCGCUCGUAAACAUUGGUACCGGUGUUAGAGAUCUUGUUAAAGUUCCGAUUAUGGAGUACAGAAAAGACGGCCGACUGGUGCGUAGCAUCAAGAAAGGGACACAACAUUUCGUCAAGACAAGUGGGUCAGAGGUUGCGCGCCUCGGUGCGAAACUGGCUAUUGGGACGCAGACAUUUUUAGAGAGAACAGAAGAAUUCUUGGUGGGAGACCUAGCGCAGCAAAGGCAGCAUAUUCACCUUCGUGAGGGCUUCUCUGGGGAGGAGGAGGACGAGAAUAGUAGUGCUGCGGCUUUCAGCCCUUAUGCAGAUCAACCCCUCGGGGUCUAUAAUGGGCUAGUCCAAGCUAGACGGGGGCUGACAAGGAACCUAAAUGAAGCAAAGGAGGCCAUCCUGAGAGUUCCGUCGGAGGCAGCCCAAGGGGGCAGCGCCAAGGGCGCUGCUGCUGCAGUUUUCCGCGCUGCACCGACGGCAGUUAUUCGGCCGAUGAUUGGUGUGACGGAAGCUGUUCAUAAAACCCUACAUGGAAUCGAUAACACCAUCGAUAAAGAGAAGAGGGAAAAGACCCGAGACAAAUACAAAAAGAGAUCCUCUUAG